GUCCUAUAGCUUUAUUUUUUUUUGUCGCCCUACAAUCGCACCCUUACUGCGACCGUUGCUUAAAGAUUGUGGCCCCCGCGGGGCCCUACAUAGCUUAAAGGGAAUCUAAACCUGCUACGGAAAGAUGAAUCUAGAACUGCUAGAAUCUUUUGGGCAGAAUUACCCAGAGGAGGCAGAUGGCACCUUGGACUGCAUUAGCAUGGCCCUUACUUGCACCUUCAACAGAUGGGGCACUCUGCUUGCUGUGGGUUGCAAUGAUGGACGUAUUGUUAUCUGGGAUUUCCUUACAAGAGGUAUUGCUAAGAUCAUCAGCGCCCACAUCCACCCAGUGUGCUCUCUUUGCUGGAGCAGAGAUGGGCACAAGCUAGUUAGUGCCUCAACAGAUAACAUGGUUUCCUUGUGGGAUGUUUUGUCAGGAGACUGUGACCAGCGCUUCAGAUUCCCUUCCCCAAUCCUUAAAGUCCAGUUUCACCCCAGAGAUCAAAACAGAGUUCUAGUGUGCCCCAUGAAAUCUGCACCUGUCAUGUUAACGCUGUCAGACUCCAGCCAUGUGGUCCUUCCUGUGGAUGAUGAUUCUGACCUCAAUGUUGUAGCAUCCUUUGAUCGACGAGGAGAUUAUAUAUACACAGGGAAUGCAAAGGGAAAGAUCCUGGUUUUGAAGACAAACACUCAGGACUUGGUGGCAUCUUUUAGAGUUACAACCGGCACCAGCAACACCACCGCUAUAAAGUCCAUAGAAUUUGCACGAAAGGGGAGCUGUUUUCUGAUAAACACAGCAGACCGAAUAAUUCGAGUUUAUGAUGGACGGGAGAUACUGACAUGUGGGCGGGAUGGUGAGCCAGAACCCAUGCAAAAACUCCAGGAUUUGGUGAACAGGACACCUUGGAAGAAGUGCUGCUUCUCGGGUGAUGGAGAGUACAUAGUGGCUGGCUCUGCGCGACAGCAUGCAUUAUAUAUUUGGGAAAAGAGUAUUGGCAAUCUAGUGAAAAUCCUACAUGGAACUCGUGGGGAGUUGCUUUUAGAUGUUGCUUGGCAUCCAGUCCGCCCGAUUAUUGCUUCAAUCUCCAGUGGUGUGGUCUCAAUUUGGGCUCAGAAUCAAGUGGAAAACUGGAGUGCAUUUGCCCCUGACUUCAAAGAACUGGAUGAGAAUGUGGAGUAUGAAGAGAGAGAGUCUGAAUUUGACAUAGAGGAUGAAGACAAGAGUGAACCUGAACAGACCGGAGGUGAUGCUGCAGAGGAUGAAGAGGUAGAUGUUACCAGUGUGGACCCAAUUGCAGUAUUUUGCAGCAGUGAUGAUGAGCUUGAAGAUACCAAAGCAUUACUGUACCUACCCAUUGCCCCUGAGGUGGAGGACCCAGAAGAGAAUCCCUAUGGGCCACCUCCUGAUGCUGUACAAAUGUCACUGAGUGAAGAUGGAGUUGGGACAGAAAAGAAAAGGCAGGCCUCCUCUGAUGGUGUUCAGCCCCCUAAAAAGAAGCCUAAAACCACAACAAUUGAGAUCCAAGGAGUACCUAAUGAUGAAGUUCAUCCAUUGCUGGGCGUGAAAGGGGACAGUAAAUCAAAGAAGAAACAAUCGGGCCGGCCAAAAGGAGCUAAAGGAGACACAGGAAACAUUGGGACCUACAAAACUAGUCCGCACUCAAAGGCAAGGGAGGGAGGAAACAUGAGAACAGAAGGCUGCUAGAGUAAACCAUCUCAAGAAACCACAGCCUGGAGAAUCUUAUGCCAUUUUGUUUCAGUAGAAGAAAAAUCAAAAUGAUAGAAUUUGGUAAGCAAAUGAAUAGAAAAUCAUGUGGAACCCUUUAACAGCUGAUCUGCAAAAGCAUCAUUCCUUCAUGCCCAGGAAGCACUGAGAGCACUGGUAGAAUGAACCCUGACCUCUCUUAAGGGAUGCUUAGAAAGAGCCAUGUAUGCUUUUAAGUAUAUACUUUUAAGACCGUCUUGAGAGAGAUGGUUUAAUAUAAUGACUCUUUAAGUCAUCGGUGCCCUAACAUCCAGGGAAUGCCACUGCUUUACCACAUUUGGCAUAAAGGAACUGAAGGCAACUGCACUUUGCAUAAGAAGAAUUACCUUCAAUUCCAGUACAUGUAUAGACAGCCUGGACUCUCAGACCAACUGCCCUGGGUGAACCUUUGGGCAAAGAGAAUCACCUAUAUGACCAAAUCCCCAAUACUUUCAAGCAGAGUUUACCUACAGCAACCUUCAAUGAAAAAGUUUCUAGGUCAUACUUUUGAUUACUGUCUGUCUCUCUAAUGACAAAAUCACCUGAGAAAUGGACCAACCUGACGGGAAAAGAAGACUUCUUUCAACGCAAGCGCUCCAGUGAUGCUACAGAGAUCUCCAUAUGUUUUUGCGUCUUCUGAAAUGAGUCUGCCUUCACCAAUAUGUUGCCUAAAUAUAGGAUAAUUGGUAACCCCUGAAUAUGUAAUACUGCUGUUAUUGACAGCAUAAUUUUAUUUAAUGUGAAUUAAAGGUACCUGUAGAGUCCUGGCUAAAUAUUAAUGGGCAGGUAUCCGUUCUUGAUGUCUAGGGAUGCCAGAAACUCCCCAUCGCCCAUCAAAGAUCUGAGCUGAAGGGACUAAAAACACCACCCCUUAAAGGAUGAGGCUCCAUACUAUCUCAAAAAAUGUUUUCCUUUUUUGUUUCUUUUGGAGGAUCCCUGGAAAGAGGCAAUUUGGUGAAAUAGGUUGGUUUUGCUUCUAAUAAGGAUUAAUUAUAUCUUAGUU
This is a messenger RNA of Xenopus laevis (African clawed frog), 2726 nucleotides long. RefSeq names its product retinoblastoma binding protein 5 S homeolog (gene rbbp5.S). The record is from RefSeq and is a predicted model, not a curated record. Gene Ontology annotation, cellular component: nucleus; Set1C/COMPASS complex. NCBI's taxonomy places the organism in Eukaryota, Metazoa, Chordata, Amphibia, Anura, Pipidae. The coding region runs from base 125 to 1684 and encodes 519 amino acids. The transcript has 14 exons.